AUGAGUUUGUCCUCAGCUUGUAUCACCUCACAUGGAGCAUUUCAUGCAAGCAUGGCAUAUUGCUAUAGCCAUGAGGAUGCUUUUAGAGGUCUCUGUGCAAUGGUGAAAGUGAACACAUCAGUGGAUUUAAGUUCACUUGUUUUCUUAUGUAGAGCCAUUUCUAGUUGGCAUCAAUUCCAAGCUUCAAUUUCUAGCAUGAGCAUCACCUACCUGGCUUGGCGUUUGAAGCUUCAAUUACCAGCAUGAGCAUCACCAAGCUCCAAUUCCCUUUCUACCUUUCACUUGCAGGUUGAUGAUUUGUCAAGAAUGUUCAGACUAUUUUCCAAGAAUACCCCAUGGAUUGGAUCCUGUCUCUUGUAUGUUUAAAAAG
Messenger RNA from Lactuca saligna, 370 nucleotides. NCBI's taxonomy places the organism in Eukaryota, Viridiplantae, Streptophyta, Magnoliopsida, Asterales, Asteraceae. The record is from the annotation of a GenBank genome assembly.